Gastrolobium bilobum is the source of this 2525-nucleotide messenger RNA. RefSeq names its product cellulose synthase-like protein B4. The record is from RefSeq and is a predicted model, not a curated record. Gene Ontology annotation, cellular component: trans-Golgi network; plasma membrane. Gene Ontology annotation, molecular function: mannan synthase activity; cellulose synthase (UDP-forming) activity. Bases 53 to 2332 code for a protein of 759 amino acids. The transcript has 9 exons. NCBI's taxonomy places the organism in Eukaryota, Viridiplantae, Streptophyta, Magnoliopsida, Fabales, Fabaceae. Gene Ontology annotation, biological process: plant-type primary cell wall biogenesis; cellulose biosynthetic process.
UAUUCACCAAUAUUUUGUAGUUAGAGUUUCUCAUUUAUUUAUUUUUAUCAACAUGGCCAACGAAAACACUCUCCCUCUCUAUGAUAAAAUUUGGCUUAAGCACACAUUUUCAAGAGUGAUGGAUUCUUUGACUUUGCUCUUCCUUCUCUUACUUCUUGGUUACCGUGUUUUCUCCUAUAACAACACCACCUUCCCUUGGUUCGUUGCUUUCCUAUGCGAGUCAUGGUUCACCUUCACUUGGGUUCUCACUAUUAGCACCAAAUGGACUCCUGCACACACCAAAACCUACUUAGACCGUCUUUUGCUUCGGGUACAUGAGCUUCCACCAGUGGACCUGUUUGUGACAACAGCAGAUCCAGUGCUUGAAUCACCAAUCAUCACAGUGAACACUGUGCUUUCUCUGUUGGCGCUUGAUUAUCCAGCUAAUAAGCUAGCUUGCUAUGUUUCUGAUGAUAGUUGCUCUCCUCUUAUCUUCUAUGCUCUUCUGGAAGCCUCUGAAUUUGCAAAACUUUGGGUACCUUUUUGUAAGAAGCAUAACAUACAGGUUAGAGCGCCCUUUAGAUAUUUCUCUGAUGAGACCAAGGCCAACAACAAUGAAGACCUACCAGAAUUUAAACAAGAAUGGUUAAUAAUGAAGGAUAAGUAUGGACAGCUUAGCCGUAAUAUUCAAAAUGCAGCCCAAAAUUCGAUUCCACUUGUCGGAGAGUUUGCUAUUUUCUCAAAUACACAGCUUAGAAAUCAUCCCACUAUAAUUAAGGUAUUAUGGGAGAACAAGGAAGGUCUUUCAGAUGGGUUGCCGCACUUAAUCUAUAUAUCUAGAGAGAAGAGGCCCCAACAUCCUCAUCAUUACAAAGCUGGUGCUAUGAAUGUCUUGACAAGAGUCUCCGGGUUGAUGACAAAUGCUCCGUUUAUCCUGAACGUAGAUUGUGACAUGUAUGUUAACAAUCCAAAUAUUGUACAACACGCCAUGUGCAUCUUGUUAGAUUCAAAGGGUGAAAAAGAAGUUGCAUUUGCUCAAUGUCCCCAGCAAUUCUACGAUGGAAUAAAAGAUGAUCCUUUCGGAAAUCAGCUCGUGGCUUUAUUUGUGUACAUGGGAGGCGGAUUAGCAGGACUUCAAGGGGUUUUAUACGUAGGAACAAAUUGCGUCCACAGAAGAAAAGUUAUUUACGGUCUUUCUCCUGAUCAAGACAUUCAAAUUGGGAAAAAGGAUCUUGGUGUCACCUAUGGUACUUUAGAUUCAUUAUAUUCUCAUGAUUUCAAGCUUUUUGAAGAAAAUGAGAGAGUAUUUGGAACUUCAAAGGAGUUUGUCGAAUCGGCUGGCUAUGCUUUGAAAGGAAAGACAUUUACUCCAAAUGAUAAUCUUUGCAACUCUCUUGAGGCAGCAAGCGAAAUUACUAGUUGUGGAUACGAAUACGGCACUGCCUGGGGUAAACAGGUGGGCUGGAUAUAUGGAUCAACAUCAGAGGAUGUACUUACUGGGCUGAAAAUUCAUACAAAAGGUUGGAGAUCUGAAGUUUGUUCACCAGAAUUGAUGGCCUUUAUGGGUUGCUCACCUCAAGAUAACAUAGGUCACAUGGGCCAACAGAAGAGGUGGGCCUCAGGCAUGCUUGAUAUCCUCCUUAGCAAUCACUCUCCAAUUUUUGGCACACUUUAUGGCAAGCUUCAAUUCAGAAUGUGCUUGGGCUAUCUUUGGUUCUGUGCUUGGGCCUUACGAUCUGUCCCUGAAAUAUGCUAUGCCGCUCUCCCUCCCUAUUGCAUCAUUACCAACUCCACUUUCUUGCCUAAGGAACCCGACCUAUGGAUCCCAGCUACUUUGCUUGUGAUUUACAACAUAUCUACUAUAUAUGAGUAUUUGAAAACGGGGUUGUCAAUUAGGACAUGGUGGAAUAACCAAAGGAUGGCAAGAAUAACAGCCAUGAAUGCUUGGUUUUUUGGAUUUUUGGCAAUACUAAGUAAACGAUUGAGGAUAUCUGACACAGUCUUUGAAAUAACAAGGAAAGACCAGCCAUCUUCUGGUGAGGGUGCUAACGAAAACGCUGGUAGGUUCAUUUUCAAUGAGUCUCCAAUUUUUAUACCUGGCACAACUAUUUUGCUUGUUCAACUCACAGCAUUAGUUACCAGCUGGUUGGGAUGGCAACCACCGGUUAGAAAUGGGCAUGGAUCUGGAAUAGGGGAAGUUUUCUGCAGUGCAUAUUUGGUUAUAUGUUAUUUGCCAUUUUUGAAAGGGUUGUUUGGGAAAGGAAAGUAUGGGAUUCCCUUAUCCACAAUAUGCAAGUCAUCACUGCUGGCUUUCCUCUUUGUGCACUUUUGCAAAAGUACCAUUACGGGUUGAUCAUAUACAUUCAUGUGGUGGUCAUGAAUGUAUUCAACUACUCGGUUUCUUUGCAUUAUGCUUACAUUGUGCAAAUAAAGUUCGUGUAACAUGGAAGACAUCAAGUUUUUCUAACAAGGGGUGUUGAUUACUCUUAACCAACUCUCUCUUUGGAUUCUCUUAUUCAAACACCAUAGCAAAUAAGCUUAUUAAA